Rhopilema esculentum is the source of this 2992-nucleotide messenger RNA. Lineage: Eukaryota; Metazoa; Cnidaria; Scyphozoa; Rhizostomeae; Rhizostomatidae. The record is from RefSeq and is a predicted model, not a curated record.
AAUCAGAUUGACAAUCAGAUCAGAUCCUUUGCAUAUCUUUACCCUUUAAGACAAUUUCACUACCGGGCAAGGGCAGUCGUUUUGCUUUUGAAACACAGAUGACUUUACAAGGAUUGUAAAAAGUUGAAAACAUUGCAAAUUAACCUCUUAAGCACUAUCAUCAAAUAAGAAAAGACUCGAAAGUGAGAUAUUACUUGUGGCCAGGCAGCUUGUGGGAUAUCAUUUAGUAGAACAGGAUAACACGUUCUCGGUUUAUUCUUGAUCUGCUAUUUUUAGAGAAAUUUGACAAAUUAGAAGUUAGCCUUUGUUUACUGCCGUCUUUCAAGUUAACGAUACAUCCACCUUACAUAACUGGUGCGGCAGAUGUCCAUUUUUCGUAGCGAGUAUCUGCCCUACUUGAGAAUGUUGUAGUCGUUAAUCAAUGCACAUGUGCCGGCAUGUGCUUGCUUUUUGCGCAAUUAUUUUUCCUCUGCAGGUUGCUUCAUUGUGUUACCAAGCACCUUUGGUAGUAAUUCAUGUUGGCAUGUUUUAUAAAGGGUUCAUCGCCAAAGCGCCACUUCGUUUAGGUUUUGACACGAGGAGGUUCCUUAAGUAUUCAGGAUUGUAUCGAAAGAUAUACAGAAUACUGGCUGUUAAAGUUGUGGGUUAAAACUUUAAAGAUACGUUGUAGUUGCUGCAUUGUGCUUUUUUGAUAUUGUAUCUACCAUACAAUAUUGUAACUUUGUAGCUAAAAUCAAUUUUGUAACUAAAAACUGGACAACUGGAAGAGAGCGUAAGCACAGAGGCUGUCAAAGAGAUACAGUCGAAACAGGGGCUGCGAAGAAAAACACGAAGAACUUUUAAACAAGCAAAGUCAGAGACUAAUAAAUAAAAUCAUCACAGAAUCUUAAUACGCUGAUACGAAAAUAUACUGAUGAAAUGGGGUGUGAUUCCAAAAGUGAUUCUGCGAAUUCAAUCGAUCGAGGGAUUUUGAUAGUAUACUUUGUUAUCUUAAUUGUGUGCGGGAGUUAUGGAAACCUCUGUGUUAUUUAUGGCAUCGUUUUCUCGAAAGCAAAUCGCACGCGACCUUCCAAUGUGUUCAAUCUGGGCUUAGCGUUUUGUGACCUUCUCACUUGCUUGUUUGUGGGAAGCUUUGAGCUCUCCAGUUUGUUAAAAGAUGGGCACUUAGAUGGUGAUGCUGUAUCUACUUGCAAAGGAGCCCUUUUCAUAACAUACUAUUUGCAGGGUGUCUCCAUUCUGUCUCUUGCCAGCAUCUGCGUUGACAGAUAUAUAGCUUUGCGAUUUCCUUACAAGUACAGUGCCUCCGUGACAACAAUUGUUGCCUCCAGUGCCGUAGCUAUUCUUUGGGCUGAAAGUUUUGUUGCCUUUCUACCUAUAGCAUUAAUUAAUGGCUGGGCCUCUUACGAAAACAUGACGGGCAUUGCUUGCGGUGUCGUUUGGAAAAACCUUCAUAGCGGAUACGUUUUCUUCAUUGGUUUUUUCAACAUGUUCCUUCCAGCAAUAGCCGUCAUUGUCAGCAACUGCAUAGUAUUUUCUAUUGCCCGAAAACAUAAUAGAAAGCUGUUUAGAUUAAAGUUACAGUUUUACUCAAACCCCUCUAAUCUAACUGAGAUCGACGAAAAAAAGGGAGAUAUAAAUGGUACCAGAAUAACUACAGGAGAUCGCAAGAUGUUAGUAGAAACGUUCGUGUCAGAAAAAUCAAACGUUCUUGAAAAUGAGAGGAUAUGCCUUGAGGUUGAAGGUCAGGAAGCAGAUGUUUCAUGUGUUUUGGAUGACAAGUCAGUGUCACUGGAAAAGUCACUCCAAGCAGACACCAGCGAUCGUGUUCCAGUCAAUGAUAAUUAUCACCUAAAAAAGCGCAGCAAUCAAGUGCUCCCCUAUCACCUAGUACCAAAACCUAACACGUUUAGCCGGUCUUUGUCUCCAUUAAAGGUCAACUUUACACAUUCUUUGGAAAGUAUAGGAGAGGAGGAAGAGGGUGCCUGUCAAGAGCAUUUCGCAGAAAUUCGUGAAAAAGGUUCUAUUGAAGUACAAUGUUGCACACAAAAUACAUCAGAAGGAUGUGCUGGAAAUAGACAUGAACACAAUCCUUGCUUUAGGAACAAAAUUUUUUCAAUCCAGCCUGCUGCUAAUUGGAUAAAUUCCAAACUAAAGGUACGACCAAGUGUAUCAAAAAAGCAAAUGGAUUCAAGUUUCAACAAUGUGGGCAGCGAUGUCUUCACUACACCCAAAAGACCUAAGAUGGCCAAACGUCAAUCGCCACGUGGACCUAGUGAAUGGAAGAUUGCCUCAUCCACUCUGCUUAUUGCUUUUUGUUUUUUGAUUGCCUACUUUCCUUGGGUCGUUGCCCGCCUCGUUUUGUUGUUCACGAAGCCCUGUUACAAAGCUAUUGUGUAUACGACCUCUUUUGCGCUAUCGAGUGGUCUUUGGAAUCCUUUUAUUAUUCUCUUCACGAGAUUUGAAAUUCGAAACGUGGCGAAAAAGCGAAGGAUAUUUUUCUGAUUCUUGGUUGAUAAAGACAAGAUUGACUUUCAAUUCUGAAAGACGGUGCUGAAUAAUUGCAAAUUUACCUACAAAUGCGUCUGGUGAUAUAAGAUUGAAUCCAUUGCAUCAAGAGGAAGGAAGCUUCCACCAAUAAACUAAUUGUUUUUGGCUUCGUAAUGAACUGCAAUUAUAGAUAUUUAAUUGGAAUCAAUUUUCUGUUGGUUGUUUCAAUGUUUUUUAUCUUGUUUUUAUUUCUAUACCUUAUCUAGGGUAUCAAUGUUUUUCCGUAUAUCGAUGACGUGAACCCGUUAGUAAACAGGUUUGAAGUAUCCAGAUAGUGAUUUUGCGACUUUAUACGCUGAAGCUGUUAGAAAAUGGUGUAGUGAAUUGCUUUACUGAAAUUGCUUUACUGAACAAAAGUAGAAAAUAGGCACGUUCAUUUGUGUAUAUUUGCUUCGAAUGUUUUUGCCACAAAAAAUUUCUUUGUAUAUACAUUCUUUGCAUUCAC